Messenger RNA from Benincasa hispida (wax gourd), 1649 nucleotides. NCBI's taxonomy places the organism in Eukaryota, Viridiplantae, Streptophyta, Magnoliopsida, Cucurbitales, Cucurbitaceae. The record is from RefSeq and is a predicted model, not a curated record.
GCAACCGGAAUCUUUGACUAUUUUGUGGAAACUACAAAUUUAUAACUUAGAGGAAGAGAAUCAUUCUUUUAGAUUCCAAUUUGUAGCCAUGUGCGUGGACUUCCGUUCACAGUCGAGCAAUUUCAUCUCCUCCUACUGGGUUUCAUAAUCAUCUUCUCCGAUCGCUUGGUUCGUUUCUUAUCCUUUUUUUUCUGGGAUUUGUUUGGAGGUUAAAAAGAUGUAUGUGGUGGAGAGUAAAGGAGGUGCAAUAGCAUGUAUGGUAAUGGCACUUUUAUUAUUAGGAACAUGGCCUGCACUUUUGACUCUGCUUGAACGACGAGGGCGUCUUCCUCAGCAUACUUAUCUUGAUUAUUCCAUAACCAACUUAUUAGCUGCUCUAAUCAUUGCUUUAACCUUUGGUGAGAUUGGAAAAUCCUCUCAUCAUCAUCCUAAUUUUAUCCAACAGCUUUCUCAGGAUAAUUGGCCUUCCGUCAUGUUUGCUAUGGCAGGUGGAAUAGUACUAAGUCUUGGAAAUCUUUCAACUCAAUAUGCUUGGGCUUUUGUUGGUUUAUCAGUUACAGAAGUCAUCACUGCAAGUAUAACAGUUGUUAUAGGUACAACCUUGAACUACUUUCUUGAUGACAAAAUCAAUAAAGCUGAGAUACUUUUCCCUGGUGUUGCUUGCUUUUUGAUUGCUGUUUGUCUUGGCUCUGCUGUUCACUCAUCCAACACAGCUGAUAACAAAUCAAAACUCCAAAGUUUGUCUGCCGACAUGAACCAAGAAUCCAACACAACUGAUGUUCCUCCUAAAUCAAGCAAGGGUAAAAUUUUUAAUUUGGAGCAAUAUGAUUACUUCUUCAGUCAUCCUUGUGCAAAAGCUGGGACUGCAGAUUUUCUUGUUCAACUCGAGAAUAGAAGAUCCAUUAAAGUGUUUGGUAAGAGCACAUUCAUUGGACUGUCCAUAACUUUCUUUGCUGGUGUUUGCUUUUCUCUCUUCUCGCCGGCUUUCAAUCUGGCAACAAACGAUCAAUGGCACAUGCUAAGCGACGGCAUUCCGCACUUGUCGGUCUACACUGCAUUUUUCUACUUCUCGGUUUCUUGUUUCGUUAUAGCCAUCGUUCUCAACGUCGUCUUCCUUUACCGCCCCGUACUUAACUCGCCAAAAACAACAUUGAAGGCAUAUGUGAAUGACUGGAAUGGAAGAGGAUGGGCCUUGUUGGCUGGAUUCUUGUGUGGCUUUGGCAAUGGUCUGCAGUUUAUGGGUGGCCAAGCUGCUGGUUAUGCAGCAGCAGAUGCUGUGCAGGCGCUUCCACUGGUGAGCACGUUUUGGGGAAUCCUUCUAUUUGGAGAAUACCGUAGAUCAUCGAAGAAAACAUAUGCUUUGCUCAUCAGCAUGUUGUUAAUGUUUAUGCUGGCUGUUGGUAUCCUAAUGGCUUCUUCAGGACAUAGAAAUGAAAGUUGAUUUUAUUGCAAAAUCUUAAGAGAACUGUGUAAAAUAAUGUGAAAAUAUUUACAAGGCAAUCCAUUAUCACAUGCCUUUGAUAUAUAGCUGUUGAAUGAAUCAGUAAUAGAACGGAAUCACACAGUUGUUUAAAAUGUAGGAAUUGUUCCUCAUAGAAUGUAAUUUUAACCGAAUGAAAAGUAAUUAUGGAGAGGUUCGAGUUUGUUAA